UUGUAUAUCUAUCAGAGCAUAUAACUUGUUUUGCUAACACACAAAAAUGAAGCACUUGAAGACCCUCUUCCUGGUGGCCAUGCUAAUAAUGGCUUUGGCGAUUUCUGUGACAGCAAAAGAAGCAAAAAAAGUGAAAAACAGAUUCCUUUCUGAGAGGGUGGUGGUGACAUGUGACAAAUACCCAAAUGUGUGUGACAUUAAAGGUAGCGUAGGAUCAGAUUGCUGCAUGAAAAAAUGUGUGAACUUGUCCAGAGAUGGUUCCAACUGCGGGAAGUGUGGAAAGAAAUGCGGCUAUGGAAAGAUAUGCUGCGAAGGUAAGUGCGUGAAUCCUAAGAGUAACAAGAAACAUUGUGGGAAAUGUGGCAACAAGUGCAAUGCUGAGAGUUCAUGUGUCUUUGGAAUGUGCAGCUAUGCGUAAGAUAUGAUUAUCGACCAGAAUAUAUGUAUGAUCACAAUAAAGCAGAGACCACAACUUCAUAACUUCUGCUACUCUUGUUUUAAGUGUUUUAUAUAUGCAUGUAAAACAAUCUUUUCAUUAAGCUCA
Vigna unguiculata (cowpea) is the source of this 544-nucleotide messenger RNA. The record is from RefSeq and is a predicted model, not a curated record. Lineage: Eukaryota; Viridiplantae; Streptophyta; Magnoliopsida; Fabales; Fabaceae.